UGCUGCGAGAGGAGCGGAGCGGAGCGGAGAGGAGGAGUCCGGGGCCCGGGCUGACCUCGGAAUCGCCGCAGGAGCUGGAACGGCCGAACCGCCGCCACGAUGAGCGGAGACCACAACCCGGCCAGCACCCCGACCCCGGUCCAGGACGUGCAGGGCGACGGGCGCUGGAUGUCCCUGCACCAUCGCUUCGUGGCGGACAGCAAGGACAAGGAGCCCGAGGUGGUCUUCAUCGGGGAUUCCCUGGUGCAGCUGCUGCACCAGUGUGAGCAGCUUUGGAGGGAGCUCUUCUCCCCUCUUCAUGCCCUCAACUUCGGGAUGGGUGGGGACAGCACUCAGCACGUCCUGUGGAGGCUGGAGAAUGGGGAGCUGGAGCACAUCCGCCCCAAGAUUGUGGUGGUCUGGGUGGGGACCAAUAACCAUGGGCACACGGCAGAGCAGGUCGCAGCUGGAAUCGAGGCAAUCGUGGGCCUGGUGAACCAGCGGCAGCCCCAGGCCCGAGUGGUUGUGCUGGCCCUGCUCCCAAGGGGCCAGCACCCCAACCCACUGAGGGAGAAAAACCGCCGCGUCAACGAGCUGGUCCGAGCAGCCCUGGCAGGCCGGCCUCGUGCUCACUUCCUGGAUGCUGACCCUGGCUUCGUGCACUCAGAUGGUACCAUCAGCCACCACGACAUGUAUGACUACCUGCAUCUGACCCGCCUGGGCUAUACGCCUGUGUGCAGGGCUUUGCACGCUUUAUUGCUGCGCCUCCUCGCUUCAGGCCAGGGACCCCCACAGCCUGAGCCUGGCCCCUAAAUUCCCUCCCCAUUAAACACCCUGUUCCCCA
This is a messenger RNA of Vombatus ursinus (common wombat), 823 nucleotides long. It is a transcript of the gene PAFAH1B3, whose product is annotated as platelet activating factor acetylhydrolase 1b catalytic subunit 3. NCBI's taxonomy places the organism in Eukaryota, Metazoa, Chordata, Mammalia, Diprotodontia, Vombatidae. The transcript has 5 exons. Bases 100 to 792 code for a protein of 230 amino acids. The record is from RefSeq and is a predicted model, not a curated record.